CUGCACCAAUCCAGUUGUCAAUCUCCUGCUCCAUUCUUACGUCACUCGUGAACGAGACCCUGAGAUACUUAAUCUCUUCCACUUGGGGCAGGAUCUCCUCCUCGACCCAGAGUGGGCACUCCACUCUUUUCCAACUGAGCACCAUGGCUUCAGACUUGGAGGUGCUAAUUUUCAUCUCAGCCGCUUCAUACUCUGGAAAACCACUCCAGCGAGAUUUGAAGACAGCAGCUUGAUAAAGCCAGCAGAACCACAUCAUCUGCAAAAAGCAGAGAUGCAACGCUUAGGUCACCAAACUGGACCCCCUCAAUGCCUCGGCUGCAUCUAGAAAUUCUGUCCAUAAAGGUAAUGAACAGAAUUGAUGACAAAGGGAAGCCUUAACAUAGCUUAUUAAAACAUUGAUAUCCCUCCAUCCAUCCAUUUUCUGUACCGCUUCUCCUCACUUCUCCUUAUUCUCACUAGGGUGUGCUGGAGCCUAUCCCAGCUAUCUUCGGGCGAGAGGCGGGGUACAGCCUGAACUGGUCGCCAGCCAAUCGCAGGGCACAUAUAGACAAACAACCAUUUGCACUCACAUUCACACUGACGGGCAAUUUAGAGUCUUCAAACAUCCGGAAAAAACCCACACAGGCACGGGGAGAACAGGCAAACUCCACACAGGCGGGGCCGGGAUUUGAAACCCGGUCCUCAGAACUGUGAGGCAGACGCUCUAACCAGUCGUCCACCCUGCCUCCUUAAACAUUGAUAUAUUUAUGUAUUUUUUAAUAUUUAAAGUUUUACUUUUGCACUACUGUAUAUACAUCUCAUUGCACAGUACUGUAUAUUCAAUUGGAAGCGACCCAAUAAAGCCUCUUUCUGGUUCAUUUCUAGACAGACCCUUUGCUCUCAUCAGCCAAAGAGCUGUGUGCGCUGGUGCAGGUGUGGCAAGGGUUAAGGAUGUUAUUUCCAAUGGCCCAAUUGUACACUGACCACUCCCCUAGGCUCAGUGAAGCUCUUAUAAAAAGGCCUCCAAGUUCCCCCCGGCCUGGUAAAGGGGUUGAAUGUGUGCAGUGCGUGCUUCCGCUGUAUCUGUCUCAGUGUUCUGCUAACUACUCUGGCGUUGGCCCGUUGAUGCGAGCAGACUGGUGCGGUGCUCCACUCAGGAGCUCUCCAUGACAGACAUUCCCAAAGUAUCCCAAGUUUGGUUCGAGUCACUACUUUUUCCUGUUGAAGGGCAGAUUUGAACAAGGUGUUAGUGUUCAGGGAGGGGUAGGUCUCCAUUUAGUUGACUGAUAGUUUGUGUUUAGUCCACUUUCGGGUCACCAUGUGGGAAAUCCGGUCCAUGUCCUUCUGGCGGGCGGUGUUCGCCGAGUUCUAUGGCACCAUGUUCUUUGUCUUCUUCGGCUUGGGGGCCGCCCUCCGCUGGACCACGGGGCCCCACAACGUCCUGCACGUGGCCUUCUGCUUUGGCCUGGCGGCUGCCACGCUCAUCCAGUCCAUCGGCCACAUCAGCGGCGGACACAUCAACCCGGCUGUGACCUUCGCCUUCCUGAUUGGCUCCCAGAUGUCGCUGUUCCGCGCCUUCUUCUACAUAGUCGCCCAAUGUCUGGGAGCCCUGGCCGGCGCAGCCGUACUCUACGGGGUCACGCCCACCAACAUGAGGGGCAACUUGGUCCUGAACACGCUGCAGCCAGGCAUCAGCCUGGGGAUGGCCACCACUGUGGAGGUCUUCCUCACCCUGCAGCUGGUGGUCUGCAUCUUUGCUGUGACAGACGAGCGUCGCAACGGACGCUUGGGAUCCGCUGCCCUGGCUAUCGGUUUUUCCGUGCUGAUGGGACAUCUUGUUGGGAUUUACUACACCGGAGCGGGAAUGAACCCAGCAAGAUCCUUCGCCCCAGCUGUUCUGGUCAGGAAUUUUGUCAACCAUUGGGUGUACUGGGUGGGGCCUUUGAUUGGCGGCGCUGUUGGCGCUCUGCUCUAUGACUUCAUACUCUUUCCACGAAUGCGUGGCCUCUCCGAGAGGCUCGCCACACUGAAGGGCAUUCGGCCCCCAGAGGCCGAGGGUCAGCAGGAGACCAGAGAGCCCAUGGAGCUCAAAACGCAAGCGCUAUAAGGCCGCAGACGAACAGCGAGGUGCUCGUCAAACCCCUCUUUCCAUUUCAACCCUUGUUCUGACACAAGAACUGGGCCUCUUGCCCCCUUUUUGGACUGCAGAACAAAGAUGAAGGCUUCAGACCAAGUCACCUUCUUUCUUUUCUCGUUUUUUUUUUUUUUUUUUUUUUUUUUUUGCUAGGAGUGAAGCUACCAUAGACUUCAGCAUGCUUUUCCUUUUUCAGCCGCCACGAUUUUGCCAUUUGCUUUGCUCCGCUUAACAUGUAUUGUACUUCACCAGAAUGAAUUCCAUUUUUUUAAAGUGUGUGUCAGAGAAUGCUUUUUGUCUGUGUAUGUGUGUGCAUGUAUGCUUUUGUGCUUGUUUUCAAUUUCUCUUUAAAAAAAACAAACAAAAAAAAAAACCUUUUACUUCAUUGAUCCAUGUGUAACCUAAUUUUAAAUCAUCCAAACUUAUUUUCAAUAAGGGUGCUGAUGCAACAAUGUAACAUUUACAAAUAGUCACUGUUCAAUGCGAAGCAUGUGUGUUUAUUUUCCUUUUUUUCAUUGUUGGUGUUUUUUGGAUUUAAAAAAAACAAUGUGGAGAUCCAUGCUUUUUAUUGGACAGAUGAAAUGCCAAAGAUGCCAUAAGGAAUAUUUCUUUACCAAUAAUUGAGGCCUUAUUUUGGAGUAUUGGAACGCACACAACACGCACACAUUGAUAUUGUGGCUGUCCAAUAAAAAAAAAAGCAUGGAUCUCCAAAUCCCUUUAGCCAAAUCAAAAGGAAAAUUAUUGUUGGUUAUUACACAGCGAAGCUACAGAUCAUCAUUGUGAAUUUAACACUUGCUCCAUGGUUGAUAAGCAGGUGUGUAUAACUAAGAAACUAAGAAAAAAGGCCUAUAUUACAUGUAAAUUUGAUCCCCUUUCAAAUUUUAGACUGUUGGUUUGCAUUUCCUUGUUUUUGUCAAAGGUGAGCAGUUAGAGCACAGACACAGGCUGCUGUUGCGUGACAUCAGCAUGGAGGUCAGGACUCAUAAAAACAAGAGUGUAUGAGGUGUGCUGGCUUGAAAGUUGCGUGGUCAAUGUUAUGUUGAAUGUUGAUCACAUUAAUAACAUUGUGACAUUGACCAGACAUGUAAGCAGCUUUCUGCUUUUUCUUUUCUUGUGUGGUUUCCCUGAUAAGCAGCUGGUUGAGUAGAUUUUAGUGACAUGUUCGGAUUUGUUUUUCUUUUUUUGUUUUUGUUGUGAUGUACAGUGUAAAGUU
Molecule: messenger RNA, 3326 nt
Organism: Phycodurus eques (leafy seadragon)
Lineage: Eukaryota; Metazoa; Chordata; Actinopteri; Syngnathiformes; Syngnathidae
Gene: mipa
Product: major intrinsic protein of lens fiber a
Exons: 4
Coding region: 1298-2086 (262 amino acids)
Biological process (GO): transmembrane transport
Cellular component (GO): plasma membrane
Molecular function (GO): water channel activity
Source: RefSeq, a predicted model, not a curated record